Molecule: messenger RNA, 1068 nt
Organism: Penicillium salamii
Lineage: Eukaryota; Fungi; Ascomycota; Eurotiomycetes; Eurotiales; Aspergillaceae
Source: the annotation of a GenBank genome assembly
AUGACCUAUACCGAAGUCAAGCCCAAAGUGCUCCUUAUCGGAUGCAUUGAGCAUGCACAAUCAGCCUGGGGUGCGCUGGGGGAAUUGGCAGAGCUGGUAGAAUCAACAGCCACCCAUCGAGCCGAGUUCAUCCAAGAGUGCAAGGAAGGCAAGUUUGACGGCGUGGUCGCAUUGUAUCGGACCAUUGCAUCUGUGGCCCUCACGGGUUUAGUAGACGAAGAGCUUUUGGGCGUGCUCCCCCAGUCGCUUCGAUACAUUGCGCAUUGCGGAGCGGGUUAUGACCAAAUCGAUGUCCAUGCCUGCAGUGCGCGCAGUCCUCCAAUUCGGGUUUCUAAUGUCCCAACCGCCGUGGACGAUGCCACUGCCGAUGUGAACAUGUUUCUUAUACUCGGGGCAUUGCGCAAUUUCAACACUGGCAUGAACGCCCUGCGGCAGGGUAAGUGGCGUGGUCAGCCGGAACCACCGCUUGGCCAUGAUCCCGAAGGCAAAGUUCUUGGGAUCUUGGGAAUGGGUGGGAUCGGACGUAACUUGAAGAAGAAGGCUGAGGCUUUUGGCAUGAAGGUUAUCUAUCAUAACCGCCGCGAGCUCAGCGAUGUGAUGUCUGCAGGGGCUCAGUAUGUUUCGUUUGAUGAGCUUUUGUCCACUAGUGACGUGGUGAGCUUGAAUUUGCCUUUGAAUAAAAACACCCGCCACAUCAUCAGCAAGGCCGAGUUCGCUAAGAUGAAAGAUGGUGUGGUAGUGGUUAACACUGCCCGUGGUGCUGUGAUGGAUGAAGCUGCUCUUGUUGAAGCCCUGGAUAGUGGCAAGGUGUUUUCGGCCGGGUUGGAUGUAUACGAGGAAGAGCCCAAUAUUCAUCCGGGGUUGUUGAGCAACCAGAAUGUGAUGUUGGUGCCACAUAUGGGCACUUGGACCAUUGAGGUGAGUUCUCAACAAUCUUCAAAGUGCUGCAUUGACUCACUCUGCAUACAGACGAUACUUGCCAUGGAGGAAUGGACUAUUGAGAACAUUCAGAUGGCUCUUGAAGUGGGAUCACUGAAAAGCCCAGUCCCAGAGCAAGCUGAUCUGUAA